AUUAGUUCUUCCAGGACGAGGUGAGCUUCAUUGUCACUUGCUGGAUUUUUUUCAGUAAAGUAUGCAAGUGUGAAAAACCUAGUAUUCAGUAAGCUCGUUUCAAUUCAAUACCCGAAAGAGCAAGUAAAUAUGGCCACAAGCUACCGAGAGCACUCGCCCUAUUCUAUGGUAAACGACGCCUCGCAAACAUCCGUUUCCCGGCACCAUGACAACACCCAUGUUGAGAAGCACCCAUAUGGCAUCCAUGCGUUGCAAACUCCCUGUUCUGCAGCCUUCUGCUGGAGAGAAAAGCCCGAAGCGAGCGCGAGUGUCUCCAGAACAGGGUAUUAGCAUAGAAGCCGUCGCCUCUGGCAAAGCGAAAGGGAAAGACACUGUCGAGGUAGAUCUGGUUUGCGAAAAGAGUCUGGAAGACCUCUCAAACGAACAAGUCCUGUCCUCGUGUCGGCUUCGUGCCUACUGCCCCGAGACGGGACGAGACAUCAGUGAGCACACGCUAUGCGAUCGGCUGCGAAACCGGAGGUUUUGUUGUGACAAGGACCCUAGGGGAACAAAGAUUUUUGCGAUCCAUAGUGUCUGCAUGCAACAGAUGUUGUGCAGACAUGAUGAGAGUAGUGACGACGCCUCGUCAGGCGAAUAUAAUUAUCUGUGUUUGCAGUUCUUUCCUCAACAAGUUGUUCUCGGCAUGCCCCUCGCGCUGGCGGACGACGAAAUUACAGGUGAAGAAGCUUGCAAGGGCGUAGAACUAGAGGAAAGUGCGGAUCGAAGGGUCGACCCGCAGGAUGUUCUGCGGAUCGAAAUAGACGACUUUGGUAGUCACGAGUCGUUCGCGACGGCUAGCCUGUGUGACAACAAAGUCACCACGAACCACCGAGCUACAUUCAUCGCCAUCCCCACCUGCAACUACGACUUUCAAUUGCUAUUUUUCCCGAAUCCGGAGGAGGAUAAGUUUGUCGAUACUAGAGGCUUGGACUUGCUUACUCGCGACUUGUGGAACGAAAAAAUGAUCGACGCGCUGUAUAAGCCACACCUGGAACUUCGUCCACAUAAGCAGAGGACCAAACACGGGGUAUUCAGAGGAAUCUUUCAGGAAGAGGAGGUGGACCAAUCACGGUUAAGGCUAGUACCGCAGAUGCACGCUCCAACGGCAUCUCUGGCUAAGUAUUUCCUAAGAACAAAAAAAAAGGCCAGAGAAGAUGCCUCGAAGGAUCGAUGCGCCAGCUCUUCUAACACAGGGCACAACUCCAUCUGAGUACUUGUAUUGUGACCAGUACUUUAACACCGGUCGAGGGCUUCAGGACCGGCGCGCGGAGAUGUUUGUGACGGAUCGACCGAUCAAAGUCUGGAUUUCUCAGCGAACCUUGUCGGCUGCAGAGGCAAACGCUCCCUUCGAGAACGAGCAACAGCAAGCGGACCUUCGCGCGCGCUUGCAAGCCGCGAAUAAGUUCUAUCGAACGGUGGAGCUAGGAUGGCCCGCGGUGUUUCGUGGAAUCAUUGAGACCGGAUUUUCGCCAGAGGAAGUUCUUGCGCUGAACAUGCUGAAGCCAGAAGAUGACCAGAGUCUUCGGAGUGACCGUAGAGGCUUUCAGAACAGGGUGAUGGACCUUUACUGAGGCGGAGCCUGAUGAAGCUACGUGAACAUGAUUUUCACUUUGUUGUAGCUUGGCUGAAUCUACGUGCUGUUAAGCAUCUGUGUGUACCUAGAUGAGCUUCAUACGAAUAACAGGUGACAGAGAUUAGAAAGAGACUAGCCUCCUGAUUUGGAGCUAUCCUACUAUCAUUCCAGAUUUGGUUCAUCUACUUGUCUUAAGCUUGGUUUUCUUCGUUGCUUCGAGGGAAUAAAGUGCCUUUUUCUAUUUAGCGAUUAUUCUAGAUUAUAGAAUUCUCUUUCUAGAAUCCCCUAGCUGCACAUUCUCACCCGCUAUCAACAAUAUUUGUAUCACAAGCAACAAGACUACAGCACCGACACAUCUCUAAAGAGGCAAUCGAAUUUAUGCCCUAGCAGACUAUUCAACACACGGGCAAGGUUGUGCCUACUCGGAAUUCCGCUUGUUCUGCGUGUCCAGAUGAAUUAUCAAAUAGAUAAAACAACAAUCGAUGUGCAGGAACCGUGGGUCCUGCUGAAGAAAUCACUGCCCUUGUGUCUGAGAUGCCAGAAAUUCUCGAUUCAAUGGAAACGGCAAAUCUGUAAGUCCUCUCCUGAUCCCGGUCCACAGCCUGUGUGAUUAUAACUGAAUGCGCUGAAACAAGUUGAAGGUUCUUUCUCUGGAUUGUCUUACUCAGCAGGGCUGCUUACUGCAAUAAUGAAAAACAAAAAUUAUCCUCGUUGACUUAUAGUUUGAAGUUAAAUGAUGUGUAUGUCGUGAAGUACUUACCGAAAUGGUGGAGCUUCUUCAUUGAAAGACUUCGUUUGACAAUUAGAAUAGGAGAGGCCAGCAAAAAGGGCACGUGUAUAAGAGUGUCGAUUUACAGUGAUUUGUCGGGCAUCAUGUUGGGAAUAUCGAUCAUGUUCAAGAGGAUGUUGUGCUAUUUAUGAUAACUACUGAGAAGUAUUAAUUGUUAAUAUUCUCGUCAAGCACUUUCUUAUAAAUAUCUUUCUCUUUGGGCAUCAUUCAGUCUACGCCUUGUUGUAGUUGCUGUUCUUAAAUGUACUUAUUUUGGAGUAAUGGAGUAAUCUCUCUCAACAUCAAAAACAUUAGCAUCCUUACCUUCACUUUUCUUGUUCUUCAUCCUCAAUGCAUGUCCCCGCGCCUCCCAACGAACAAUAGAUACUAUUAUAACUAUUUAGGAUCAUAAUGCUUUUUAAUAC
Messenger RNA from Amoebophrya sp. A25, 2806 nucleotides. Lineage: Eukaryota; Dinophyceae; Syndiniales; Amoebophryaceae. The record is from the annotation of a GenBank genome assembly.